Pseudoliparis swirei is the source of this 4358-nucleotide messenger RNA. It is a transcript of the gene fkbp5, whose product is annotated as FKBP prolyl isomerase 5. The record is from RefSeq and is a predicted model, not a curated record. Gene Ontology annotation, molecular function: protein binding; peptidyl-prolyl cis-trans isomerase activity. The coding region runs from base 452 to 1819 and encodes 455 amino acids. The transcript has 11 exons. Lineage: Eukaryota; Metazoa; Chordata; Actinopteri; Perciformes; Liparidae.
UACAGGUCAGGGUGUCUAUGGGAACACAGUGUUCUCGUCAGCAGCGGUACAGCUACAGUACAGCCGGAACAUUGUGUUACUUUGUGGCUGCUUUCCAAGACCUGCCCCUUUAUUUUACGCUAAACGCCCUCCUACAACUCUACUCUCUCUCUUUUCUCUCUCUCGUGCGCCUCAACCUCUCUCUCCCACCAGUGUCAUUUUGAAGUCUAGGAUCCAUGGGGCUGCUUCAUCGCCACUAGAGAGGACAGGGAUGAAGGAAACACGGGGCAUAAACAGCGCGACAUAAUCGCCAACUGGGCAGAACAUUGAGUCCCCUGGAUAUGAGAAGAGAGGCGCGGGCUUGAACCAGGAGGAAAACAAUAUCUACCGAUUGAAUUUCAGCGGGUUGCGGGAAAAAAACUACAAAAAGGAGCGCAAGGAAAUUGUUAUCGUGUGAUGCCCACACACAGAAAUGACCACUGAUCAGGAUCUGACUAUGGAUGGCCAGGCAGCCACAGCCGUGUUUGCUGCAAAGGGCAUUGAUGUAACAACUAGUAAAGACCAAGGAGUUAUCAAGGUUGUGAAGCGUCAGGGGCUCGAUGGAGAGAGGCCGAUGAUUGGGGAUAGGGUGACCGUCCACUACACUGGGAAGCUGCUCACCGGGAAGAAGUUUGACUGCAGUCGAGAUCGCAAAGAAGCUUUUUGCUUCAAUGUGGGCAAAGGACAAGUCCUCAAGGCCUGGGAUAUCGGUGUGUUGUCGAUGCAGAUGGGCGAGGUGUGCACAUUACUGUGUAAACCAGAGUACGCUUAUGGAUCUGCUGGAAAUCCGGAAAAAAUUCCUCCCAACUCGUUAGUUGUGUUUGAGAUGGAGCUACUCAAGUUUGAAGGAGAGAUUCUCACAGACGAUUCCGGCAUCAUGAGAAGAAUAAAGGUCAAAGGUGAUGGUUACACUAAUCCCAACGAUGGCUCAAGUGUUGAAGUACAUCUUGAGGGAAGGUGUGGCGGUCGACUGUUUGACUGCAGGGACGUCAUUUUUAUUGUUGGUGAGGCUGAGGAUAAAGGCGUUCCUCUCGGAGUGGACCGAGCCAUGGACAAGAUGCAGAAAGGAGAGUGCUGUAUACUUCACUUAAAACCAAAGUAUGGCUUUGGGAGUGAAGGUAAACCUGAGUACAAAAUUGGACCAGACAGAGACAUAGUAUACGAAGUUACCCUAAAACAUUUUCAAAGGGCAAAAGAAACCUGGGAGAUGGACUUGACUGAAAAGAUAGAUUUGGCUACUGGAGUUAAGCAUAAAGGGAAUCAAUAUUUUAAGGUAGGUCUGUACCACCAGGCAGUCGUCCAGUACCAGCGUAUCGUUUCCUGGCUAGAGAUGGAGUGUGGUUCUGGGAUAGAGCAGCAGAAGAGGAUACAGUCUUUUAUGUUGACAGCACACAUGAAUUUAGCGUUGUGUUUCCUGCGGAUAAAAGAAUUCUCACAAGUUGUGGACAACUGCAACAAGGCGAUCGAGCUUGAUGAGAAAAACGAGAAGGCUUUGUAUCGCCGGGGGGAAGCCCGUCUCCUUCGUAACGAGUUCAACAUGGCCAUGGAAGACUUUCAACUCGUGCUGCGAGUCAACUCUUCAAAUCGAGCGGCACAUGCUCAGAUUUACAUCUGCCAGAGCAAGAUUAAGGAACAUCAUGAACAGGACAAGAAGAUCUACGCCAACAUGUUCCAGAAAUUUGCAGAACGGGACAACAAGUUUGGAAAGACGAAGAGGAGGCAUGAUGAGAGCAUGAGGAUCGGCAUGAAUGGUGAAGUGGGCAACAAAAAAGGCCGGAGGACUCAGGACUGUCCAUCGUAAAAUUGACAUUUAUAGGGGUGGACAAAAAAAAGACAUGCUUUCCAAGUCCAGGGAGCAGCAACAAAGUUGUAUAAAAGCCUCUAAUCCAAACCUCUUCAUCCCCAAAUCCAACAUUACCAUUCCCACAUACAAAGCAGCGUAAAGAUGGACGUUUGCAAGCCAAACAGCAUUUCCCUUGUGACAUGGCCUGUGCAACUUCCAGGACAUACCUCCCAAUAGAAUUAAACCUGCAGAAUCGGUGAAUUAAGAUCGGUUAACACUUCUGGCCCCCAUCUUUUAUUUCUUAAAAAAUCCAGAGAAAUUCCAUUAAUUUGUCAUUAGUCUACAGUGCAUAGUUGACCCAGCCUUGAAAAACACCUGCCGUCUGAUCACUUGAAACCCACCAACACAAGCAACCUGCACCUCCUCGCUGGCAUUGCACCUGCUGAUAUUAGACGGAAAGUUGCCAGCCGAGUCGAGAAAACAAAAGCUACUAGCGAUGAACGCCAUCUCCUCCAUGGAUGUCACCCGCCGGCCCAACGGAAGAAACCAGAAUACAACUCUGGAUGGAAAAACUUGAGAAUGAUCCACCUCCAACUGACAUGGGAAUACCCCCCACUGAAAACCUACCCCCUGGCCAAGAAGCAUCAUGGGCUCAAUGGAAAACCCUCAACCGCCUUAGAACAAGAACGGGACGAUCCAAAGAUGCUCUGGUCAGAUGGGGCUACAAGACUGGCCCAACCACCUGUGAAUGUGGACAAGCAGACCAUACAAUGGAGCACUGCCUUGUCUGCCCUCUACUACCUAACCCUUGCAGCCCAAAAGACCUUGCAGUAUUCAACAAAAAUGCAAAGGACUGUGUAAAGAAAUGGGAAACUGCCAUAUAACUAUCACGCUUCAGUGAAACGAAAAGAAGAAGAAGUGUAUCGUUCAGAUGUGCCUCCAGAGUGUCUUUCAUAUUCCCAAACUAUAUGUGCUGUUAUUUAGACCUCUGGCUUUUAUUAGGUAUUUAGAAAUUCUCCUCAAAACAUGGAUGUCCAAUCUUGGUUUUAUCACCAGUAGAAACCUCAAGUUUCCAACCAGCAGAAGCAGAGCAUAGAAUCUGAAAAAAGCCCAAAAUAUAGAUCCUAAAUUCUUCCAAAACAUAAAUCUUUUAUUCUGCCAUUUUAUAAAAAUUUCAAUUAACUGCACUUGGUUAUUGCUAGAAUUGAUAUUAUUUUGUGACAUUAAGCUGCUACCUAUACAGGCAAAUUAGUAUAUUUAUAUAUUUUUUAAAACCAAACCUGUUUGGUGGUGCACAGAUUAUUUCCAGAAAUAUAAUUAAAAUUAAGCCCCUUGUUUUGGGCAUAGCUGGAGCAUUGUUUUGCGAUGGAUAAGAUUGUGCACUAAAAUAAUGUAUUCAUGAGUACCUGCGGAAUUGGUAAUUUUUUAUUUGUUGAAAGCUUGUUUUUGAUCCAUUAAACACAUCACACAGAAUAAGUAAGUUUACCAGCCUAGUAUUGUAGUAGAACAAUGAUUACGAUGGGAAUGAUAACAGAUAACAACAUCAUUGUGAUGGACUGACUAAGGUGGCAGCUGCAAAAAGUUCAAUGAAAUAAAAAUAAAAUACAAAAGAUGAAAAAUAUAUAUUCGAUGAAAUGUUACUCCUCGUGAGCUUUGGUGGAUUUUAGUGAUUAAUGACCUUUUACAGAAGGAUGCUUUUGAUCAUACUAUCACCCAUAUGACCGCCCCUGUAUUUGAAAGGACGGAGGCACCCUGUGGGUGCAAGUGGGAGUGGGACACAGAAACCACAAUUAAGCUUUAAAACCAUCAUCACCACAGUCUAAUCUUUAAGAAAUCUUCAACAUUUGACAUCUGUAGGUCUUUUUGCCUGAGUCCCGGAAUGCGUCUCUUUAUUUCACUGCAUCUAUUUCAUUUUUUUAUUUUAAAUGUGUGAAUGUUAGAUAGUGGACAGUGUUGCACAUCGAUGGCAAAUCAAAACUGUUAUCUUUUCAUGAAAUGUCUGGAUACGGUCUUGACAAUAAUUUUAAGAUGUUUUAUGAACAUUGGUGGAUUCAGAAUGAAAACCUUAGCUGUCUUAAAUAUUUUGUGUGAAAAAAAAUCCACAGUGUGUACGUGUGUUAAUAUAUAUUGUUGUAUGUUAGUAAGGCUUUGAAAGAGCCUAUUGCUUUAUGUUUUCAAGUACUGCAGGCUCUAAACAUUCAAACAUUUUGUACAUUGGAAAUGAGCAUGAAGUACAUUUUUUCUAGCAAUUAUAAAUUGCAUUUAAGCAUAUACAGAAUAUGUAUCCCUCCUUGUCAACAACAAAAAGAUUUCCCAGCCUCUCCUACAUUAAUUUUUUAUAACUUGACAGGAAUAAAUUGUAAACAAAAAUGGACAGACCCAGGCCAGAUAAAAUGCAGCUGGUCCAACUACAGCACUGCCAAUGUGAGAUUGAAUUAGAACUGUUAUGUGGUCCAACAUGUUUAGAUUUUCAAUUGAUCUUCACCAUGUAAAGCAACAUUGUAUUUCACCGGCAUUUAUGCAAAAUAAAUAUUUUCAGACAAAAAACUAAACAAGG